This is a messenger RNA of Parascedosporium putredinis, 645 nucleotides long. The record is from the annotation of a GenBank genome assembly. NCBI's taxonomy places the organism in Eukaryota, Fungi, Ascomycota, Sordariomycetes, Microascales, Microascaceae.
AUGUUGAGCCAUACGAGCCAGCCGAAGCCGGUCUUCAGGGACCAGCUCCCAUUUCACUAUGACCGCCACCAUCAUCAAUCACAGCAAGCUCCUCACUACCAAUUGCAACAGCUUCGGCAAAAACAACAACGAUUGACCUCUAAAAAGCUGUUGUUUCAGGCUCAACCCCAAACCCAGCAGCCGCAAGCAAAGCAGCUCACCCUCCAGAAAUCCCUGAAAGCGCGAACUGCGAGAUUGAGCAAGGCACUCGGCCGCGACCAGCAUCAGGUCGUUAAUCAGCAGCAGCCGGUGCCGCUAACCCUGGCGAAACAGGACGGACAAAAGAACAUCGUUCAAGCCUAUCAACGACCCCAGUCGAGUUACACGCCGCCGACGAGUUUGAUUCCACUUUCCGCUAAUAGCCAUGCCAUCGGUGCGGGCUCUCACGGAGCCGUGUUGGGUGCGAGACCUUUGGCGGGCGGCAGUCUGAGUAUCAACAUCAAUAUCGCUGCGACCAAGGCUGGCAAUCGAAAUCGACACUCCUACCACGGCGAACCGCCAGGCUCUCCGCUCGUGUGGAACCUGGGGAGCAUAGCUGCCAAGUGGAGCUUUCGCGUGCGAUUCACGUUGUCCUUCGCCAGCGCUACCUUCAAAUGGCUCGAGUGA